Messenger RNA from Pteropus alecto (black flying fox), 3148 nucleotides. It is a transcript of the gene ABCD4, whose product is annotated as ATP binding cassette subfamily D member 4. Gene Ontology annotation, molecular function: ABC-type transporter activity; long-chain fatty acid transmembrane transporter activity; ATP hydrolysis activity. Lineage: Eukaryota; Metazoa; Chordata; Mammalia; Chiroptera; Pteropodidae. Bases 115 to 1935 code for a protein of 606 amino acids. The record is from RefSeq and is a predicted model, not a curated record. The transcript is spliced from 19 exons. Gene Ontology annotation, cellular component: peroxisomal membrane. Gene Ontology annotation, biological process: very long-chain fatty acid catabolic process; fatty acid beta-oxidation; long-chain fatty acid import into peroxisome.
CGUCUCUGUGGUCGCCGGGGCCCCGCCCCUCCCUGGCAAGUAGUGUGCUCUUCGUACUCUGCCCGGAGCUGACCCGGGAGAAACCGUUCUUAAGAAUCGGUCGGAUCCCGGGUCAUGGCGGUCCCGGGGCCCGCGCCCGGGAAUGGCGCUAGGCCCAAGUUAGAUCUGCAAUUUCUCCAGCGGUUCCUGCAGAUACAGAAGGUUUUGUUUCCUUCUUGGUCAUCACAGAAUGCCUUGAUGUUCCUGACCCUUUUGUGUCUGGCCCUCUUGGAACAACUCGUGAUCUACCAGGUUGGCUUGAUCCCCAGUCAGUACUACGGGGUCCUGGGAAACAAAGACUUGGAUGGAUUUAAGACCUUGACCUUCCUGGCUGUCACGCUCAUCGUUCUCAACUCCAUGCUGAAGAGCUUUGACCAGUUCACCUGUAACCUGUUGUACGUAAGCUGGAGGAAGGACCUCACCAAGCACCUCCACCGCCUCUACUUCCGGGGCCGCGUGUACUACACUGUCAACGUGCUGCGGGAUGACAUCGAUAACCCGGACCAGCGCAUCAGCCAGGACGUGGAGCGGUUCUGCCGACAGCUCAGCAGCAUGGCCAGCCAGCUGAUCAUCUCCCCCUUCACCCUCGUCUAUUACACCUAUCAGUGCUUCCAAAGCACAGGCUGGCUCGGACCCGUGAGCAUCUUCGGGUAUUUCAUCUUUGGAACCGUGGUGAACAAAAUGUUGAUGGGGCCCAUUGUGGUGAAGCUGGUACAGCAAGAAAAGCUAGAGGGGGAUUUCAGGUUCAAGCACAUGCAGAUCCGGGUGAAUGCUGAGGCUGCUGCUUUUUUCAGAGCUGGACACGUGGAACACAUGAGGACAGACCGUAGGCUGCAGAGACUCCUUCAGACCCAGAGGGAGCUGAUGUCCAAGGAGCUCUGGCUGUACAUCGGUGUCAACAUGUUUGACUAUUUGGGCAGCAUCCUGAGUUAUGUCGUGAUAGCCAUCCCCAUUUUCGGUGGCAUCUAUGGAGACCUGAGCCCCACAGAGCUCAGCACUCUAGUCAGCAAGAACGCCUUUGUUUGCAUUUACCUCAUCAGCUGCUUCACCCGGCUCAUCGACCUCUCCACCACACUCUCAGAUGUGGCUGGUUACACACACAGGAUCGGGGAGCUUCAGGAUGCCCUGCUGGACAUGUCCCUGAAGUCACAGGACAGUGAGAUCCUGGACGACAGCGAAUGGGACUUGCACAGAGCCCCAGGCUGGCCAGCAGUAGAGCCAACAGACACAGCUUUCCUUCUGGAGCGGGUCUCCAUCUCUGCCCCCUCUUCUAACAAAACUUUAAUCAAGGAUCUGAGCCUGAAGAUCUCCCAGGGGCAGAGCCUGCUCAUCACGGGCAACACGGGCACCGGCAAGACCUCCUUGCUCCGGGUUCUGGGCGGCCUCUGGACGAGCACACAGGGCUCAGUGCAGAUGCUGACAGACUUUGGACCCCAUGGAGUGCUGUUUCUGCCACAAAAGCCAUUCUUCACUGAUGGGACCCUUCGGGAGCAGGUUAUAUAUCCCCUGAAGGAGAUCUACCCGGACUCAGGUUCUACCGAUGAUGAGAGGAUCAUGAGGUUCUUGAAGUUGGCAGGCCUGUCCAACUUGGUGGCAAGGACAGAGGGUCUGGACCAGCAGGUCGAUUGGAACUGGUAUGAUGUUCUGUCCCCAGGAGAAAUGCAGAGGUUGUCCUUUGCCCGGCUUUUCUACCUGCAGCCAAAGUAUGCAGUGCUUGAUGAAGCCACCAGUGCCCUGACCGAGGAGGUGGAGAGUGAGCUCUACCGCAUUGGCCAGCAGCUGGGCAUGACGUUCAUCAGCGUGGGACAUCGGCGCAGCCUCGAGAAGUUUCACUCCUGGGGUCUGAAACUCUGUGAAGAAGGAAGAUGGGAACUGACCAGAAUCAAAAUAGAAUGAAGCCAAGGAUGUGGCUGGCACGAGGAGAGCCAGGCUUCGGGCCAGUCAGCAGUCCCCAGAAGAGACCAGGACGACUGACAGGGCAACGAGUGAGCCCCACGUUCGCCUCACAGGUCCGGUGUGGAGUGCUGGCAGCAGUGGGCUCUCCCAGGUGUGGCCUUCAUGGGGCACUCAGCCCUGCCAGGCCUUCUGCUACCUCAGCCAGAGCUCCAUACACUCGAAGUGCUGAUUCCUUACAAAUUACCUCAGAUCUUGUUUGCUAAUGAGAAACCUAAAAGUGUAGGCUCCAUAAGAAAUGAAGGGUCAGAGUAGAGAGAAUUGGACUUGGAGUCAAGAGAUCCAGAGAUCUUUUAAAUUUGUUAAAUUUUGCAACAAUAGAUUUUUAACUGAGUCAACUAUUUAAAUUUUAUAACUUUUUUUUUUUAAAGAUAAACAUUAAAAAAAAAUUUGCAGCUUUCCCCCUUUCUCUUUCUUCUCCAUUAUAAGAUCAUCUUAGUAACUGAAUUUCCAGACUUGUAUUUGAGAGCCUGGAGGGAAGGGAACAGCACUUUGCACCGUACUGGAAUGUUCUGUCCCUGGUUUUUCACUUUACUCCACGUCACUCCUUUUCCAUUUGCCAGUUGUAUCCAAGCCACUAACCUCUAGAGCCCUUCUGUUUUUCUUGUCUUAACUCAGAUGAAAAUAAAUCCCUUUCCUCCUCAGCUAAAAUAAAGUUGAGAUUUUUCAAAAAUAAUAUAUAUUAGAGAACAACAACCAGUUGAACAGAUAAACCCCAGGAAUCGUAAAAGCAUGAGAUAGAAAGUUUUUGAGCUCAAAGUCCGUAUUCUAGAACAAUAUUCCCCAAAGUUCAGUUACCAGCAUAUCACCUUCAUGAUUUUUGCCAGAUCUGUGUAUAUCUUGUACUGUUAACUACUUAAUAUUUUUUUAAGUUGACUCACUUUUUAAAUUUAAUGCAUUUAAAAAAGAAUAUUUAUAUUCGAUAUAAGUAGAAAGUAACUCUAAAAAUGAAUCAAUAAAAACCAAACAGUGUUUUAAAAUUGCAGCUCAAUACUAUGGCCUGCAGAGACAGCCCGAGGCUCACUCACUGUACACAGGGAGGUUAAGGGGUAUUACAGGAGUCGGAUGUACUAACAACCAACUGAGAUUUUUCUCCUUCAUAAAAUGAGAAAGUUGGAAUGGGAACUACAAGGGAAAUAAAUUUCUCACUAAAAGA